GGCCGGCCAUGGCUCGGUGCUGUUGGCUCUCUCACUCGCUGUGUGUGUGUGUGUGCGUGUUGCUGAAGCCCAGGCUGCGCGGAGCUCCCUGCGGGAUCGGAGCGCUCCCCCGCCGGGACCCUACUCUCACAUCCUCCCUGCUGGGACACGGGGCUACAUUUCCAGCCAAGCCUGCGCUUUAUUAUGUGUGUCUGCGCCGCAGCCCCGCCAGCAUUCGGAUCGGGAGGCGGAGGGAAGACCAGAGUCAGGACAAAGAAGAAAAGGGAGAGAGCGAGGCUAUAGCGGUUAACGUUUACAGCUCUUUUUAAGGGGGCAUUAAUAUAUACAUAUAUAUAUAUAUAUUUUUGAACAAGAACGUAUUAAUCCCUACAGGUGAGAGAUAAAAAAAAAAAAAAAAGAUGCCUAAAAAGGCGCCCUAAAAAUAAAGAGGGCGGUUCAGUUCAGUGUUUUGCUGGAUCAGAGGACAAGAAAGACGGACAAAACUGGACAAAACGGAACCUUUAAGCGGAGCGCGCGGGAUAAGAAAAAGAACACAAUUGCACUGUUCGUUUAAAAGGCGUUUACGCGUUCACAGGACGCACCGGCACCUUUCCCGCGACCAUCACAUUCCCGUAACGCUUUGAUUGCUUGUUAUUUUUUUUUUUGUUGUUGUUUUGUUUUUUUGGUUGUUGUUGUUGGACACAGCAUCCUUUUUCUUCUUGUUCUUCUUUUGAAAAACUCCUCUCACUCGCCUGUGCGCGCGGAGUGUUAAAGCCGCAGCGCGAGGAUCCGCUCCUGUAAUCUACAGGUUGAAACCGGGCGCGCGAAGUUGCUCAAGCGCCGGAAUAUCCACUCGCCAUUACUCUCGGCUCGUUCCCUCGGAGUGCUGCUGCUGGUCUGGCUUGACACACACACGCACACACACGCACACACACACAGAAAGAGAGAGAGAGAGAGAAAGAGAGAGAGGGAGAGAGAGAGGGAGAGAGAGAAGUAGCCGCAUUGCAACAGGCAACAGGGACCAAAAAAAAAGUGCCAGCCUGUAGCCUAUGACUGUUUGCAAGAAAGGACAAGAAGUCGAUAGAAGCAGAAGCACACCGACUCAGAGAUGUCCAGGCGCAAGCAGGCCAAACCGCGCUCCGUUAAAGCAGUGGAAGAGGCAGACUCGGCUGAAUGUGCAGGAAGUUGGGACUCCUCGGCUCCAGCAGCAGCCGUACCUGAACGAGACUCUGACGGGAAAGAGCGGGCCGGUGGCGAAGACGGCGAGCACAGUGUGACCAGCCACGACGAUCGAGCGGGAGAGGAGGAUCUGGACGACGAGUCCAUCUUCACUUGUGAUAACUGCCAACAGGACUUUGAGUGCCUGGCUGACCUGACGGAGCACCGCACUAACCACUGUCCUGCAGAUGGUGACGAUGACCCAGGGCUCUCCUGGGUGGCGUCCUCUCCCUCCAGCAAAGACGUGGCAUCGCCAUCACAGAUGCUAGGGGAUGGCUGCUGCGAUCUGGGCAUGGGGGAGGAGGAAGGAGGUUCUGGCCUUCCUUAUCCCUGCCAGUUCUGCGAUAAGUCCUUCAGCCGUCUCAGCUACCUGAAGCGCCAUGAACAGAUUCACAGCGACAAGCUGCCCUUUAAGUGCACCUUCUGCAGUCGGCUGUUCAAACACAAGCGCAGCCGUGACCGUCAUGUCAAGCUGCACACCGGUGACAAGAAGUACAGCUGCCAGGAGUGUGAAGCUGCCUUUUCACGUAGUGAUCACCUUAAGAUCCACCUGAAGACACAUAGUUCCAGCAAGCCCUUUAAGUGCAGCAUUUGCAAGCGGGGCUUCUCCUCCACAUCCUCACUUCAGAGCCACAUGCAGGCUCAUAGGAAAAACAAGGAACAUAUGGCAAAAAAAGACCAGGUCAAGCGUGAGGGGUCCACGGGUGAUGCAGCUGACCAAGACCAGGACCUAUACAUGUGUGAUUACUGUGAGGAGACUUUCAGCCAAACAGAUGAGUUAGAGAAGCAUGUACUAACACGCCACCCUCAGCUUUCAGACCGUGCUGAACUACAGUGCAUCCACUGUCCAGAGAUUUUUAGUGAUGAAGGCACCUUGCUCACCCAUAUUGAUCGAACACAUGCCAACAAGAAACACAAGUGCCCCAUGUGUGCAGAGCAAUUUACAUCUGUAGAAGAUGUCUACUGCCACCUGGACAGCCACCGGCAGCCUGACUCCAGCAACCACAGUGCCAGUCCUGAUCCGGUUCUGGGCAGUGUAGCAUCCAUGAGCAGUGCCACUCCUGAUUCCAGUGCCUCACUUGAAAGAGGAUCCACUCCAGAUUCAACCCUCAAGCCUGCGCAGGGAAGACGCAAAUUAGUCCCAUCCUCUGACCAUGAUGAGGGAGGCUGGUCAGGAAAGGUGACAUAUAGUUGCCCUUAUUGCUCCAAGAGAGAUUUCAACAGCCUGGCUGUUCUGGAGAUUCACCUGAAGACUAUUCAUGCAGACAAACCUCAGCAAAGCCACACCUGUCAACUGUGUCUGGACACCCUGCCAACUCUGUACAAUCUGAAUGAGCAUGUACGGAAAGCACAUCGAUCUAGUGGGGGAUCCGCAUCCAACUUUCCCCUUCUGCAAUUCAGUAAUGUUUCUGCCUUUCACUGCAACUACUGUCCAGACAUGUUUGCUGAUAUCAAUAGUCUGCAAGAGCACAUCCGUGUUUCUCACUGCUUGCCGAGUGGUGUAGUCGCUGGCUCUACCACUCUAGAGGGCAACCAUGCCUUCUUCUGUAAUCAGUGCUCCAUGGGGUUCCUUACAGAAUCAUCGCUUACUGAACACAUCCAGCAGACUCACUGCAACAAUGCAAGUGGUGUGACCAAGAUGGAGUCUCCUGUACUGCAGCCAUCACAGUCCUUCAUGGAAGUGUAUUCUUGCCCCUAUUGCACCAAUUCUCCCAUCUUUGGUUCCCUACUCAAGCUCACUAAACAUAUCAAGGAGAACCACAAAAACAUCCCACUGGCCAAUAACAAGCGCAAAGUCAAAGUGGCAGACCUGAGUCCUGCUUCUUCUGAUGUGGAAAUCUCCUCUCCAAAACGCCACAGAGUGGCUGGUGAUUCUGCUCCUGCAGGUGCUAAUGGGGACUAUCCCUGCAACCAGUGUGACCUUCGCUUCACUAGCUUUGAAAGCUUCCAGGCCCACCUUAAGUCCCACCUGGAACUACUGCUGAGGAGACAGUCCUGUCCUCAGUGCAACAAAGAGGACUUUGACUCUCAGGAGUCGCUGCUGCAGCACUUGACCAUACACUACACCACCACCUCCACACAGUAUGUCUGUGAGAGCUGUGAUAAACAGUUCUCUUCUGUUGAUGAUUUGCAAAAGCACUUGCUGGACAUGCACACUUUUGUGCUGUACCACUGCACAUUGUGUCAGGAGGUAUUUGACUCCAAGGUCUCCAUCCAAGUCCACCUGGCUGUCAAACACAGCAAUGAGAAGAAAAUGUACCGCUGCACAGCAUGUGCAUGGGACUUCCGCAAGGAGAGCGAUCUGCAGAUGCAUGUGAAGCACAGUCACCUAAGUCAACCCACUGGGCCAGGUGUUGCCAGCAAAGCUCGCAAGUGUAUAUUCUGUGGGGAGAGUUUUGGUACAGAGGUCGAGCUCCAGUGCCACAUCACUACACACAGUAAAAAAUUUAACUGCCGCAUCUGUGGGAAGGCCUUCCAUGCUAUUGUCCUUCUGGAGAGACAUCUCAGAGAGAAGCACUGCAUGUUUGAUGGAGGAAAUGGCAAUGGAAAUGGAGGAAGUCAGAAUGGAACUCCAAAUGGGGUGAGUCAAAGCUCUAAGCGUGGAGGAGGAGGUUCAACUGCAGCGGCAGAACAGGCUGACUUGCAAAACAUGCUCCUAAAGGGAGGGGCUCAGGAAACUGCAAACAGUCAUGAAGCCAGUGGAGGAGAGGAAGAACUAGAUGCCUCAGAGCCGAUGUAUGCUUGUGACAUCUGUGGUGCAGCAUACACUAUGGAGUCCCUACUCCAAAACCAUCGACUGCGGGAUCACAAUAUAAGACCCGGUGAGGACGACGCAGGGUCCCGCAAAAAGAAGGCUGACUUCAUCAAGGGUAACCACAAGUGUAACGUCUGCUCAAGAACCUUUUUUUCUGAGAACGGCUUGAGAGAACAUGCCCAAACUCACCGUGGGCCAGCCAAGCACUACAUGUGCCCCAUCUGUGGAGAGCGCUUCCCCUCUCUACUCACACUCACAGAGCACAAAGUCACCCACAGCAAGAGCCUGGACACAGGUACCUGCCGCAUCUGCAAGAUGCCCCUCCAAAGUGAGGAGGAGUUUAUUGAACACUGCCAGAUGCAUCCUGACCUGAGGAACUCCCUGACAGGUUUCCGCUGUGUGGUGUGCAUGCAGACAGUCACUUCCACUUUGGAGCUGAAGAUUCAUGGCACAUUCCACAUGCAGAAGCUGUCCUCAUCAGGUGGCAGUGGUGGGGGAGGAGGUUCAGCCUCAUCAUCCCCCAAUGGCCAGCUGCAGGCUCACAAGUUAUAUAAGUGUGCCCUCUGUCUGAAAGAGUUCAAGAACAAGCAGGAGCUAGUCAAGUUGGAUGUCAAUGGCCUGCCUUUUGGGCUGUGUGCUGGCUGCAUGAAUCGAGGCACCAAUGGUCAGUCACCCAGCGGCGUUGUUACCCCUCAAGAGCCAGCGGAGAAAGGUGCUUCUGGACUACGCUGCCCUGAGUGUGCUGUGAAGUUUGAGACCUUGGAGGAUCUGGAAAGCCAUGUUCAGGUAGACCAUCCUGACAUGAGCCCAGAAACCAGUGCGGCUAAAAAAGCAGCAGAGGCCUCACCUGUUCCUAAAAAGAAAACAUAUCAAUGUAUCAAAUGCCAAAUGACCUUUGAAACAGAACGUGAGAUCCAGAUCCACGUGGCCAAUCAUAUGAUUGAGGAAGGCAUCAAUCACGAGUGCAAGCUGUGUAACCAGAUGUUUGACUCUCCAGCCAAACUCUUAUGCCACCUGAUCGAGCACAGCUUCGAGGGCAUGGGCGGCACCUUCAAGUGCCCCGUCUGCUUCACAGUGUUCGUCCAGGCCAAUAAGUUGCAGCAGCAUAUCUUCGCCGUGCACGGGCAGGAAGACAAGAUCUAUGAUUGCUCACAGUGUCCGCAGAAGUUCUUCUUCCAGACUGAGCUGCAGAACCACACACUGAGCCAGCACGCGCAGUGAGCCCGAGCCCCGCAGGACUCCCGGUUCAGCCCGGAACCCCAACCCAGGCCCGGUGGGGGACGCCCAUUUCAACAUCACAGCCAAUCAAAGUGUCAUUUGCUACUCACAUGUAAAACUCUAACGAUUCCGCCACCAGGCGCAGCUAUUACGAACGGUGGGGAACGAAUAUUAAUGGGAUAUGCUAUUAAAAAAAAGAAAAGGAGAAGGGGGAGGAAAUGAAGGAGAAGAGAAAAAGGUAUUCUACGUGCAGUAUUUUCUAUCGUCCCUGCUUCCCAUUUGUGCAUUUAAAAAAAUUUUUUUUUUUUUUUUUGGAACAAAA
This is a messenger RNA of Ictalurus punctatus (channel catfish), 5492 nucleotides long. RefSeq names its product zinc finger protein 423 (gene znf423). Gene Ontology annotation, cellular component: chromosome; nucleus. NCBI's taxonomy places the organism in Eukaryota, Metazoa, Chordata, Actinopteri, Siluriformes, Ictaluridae. The record is from RefSeq and is a predicted model, not a curated record. Gene Ontology annotation, molecular function: chromatin insulator sequence binding; DNA-binding transcription factor activity, RNA polymerase II-specific; RNA polymerase II transcription regulatory region sequence-specific DNA binding. Bases 1088 to 5173 code for a protein of 1361 amino acids. The transcript has 8 exons. Gene Ontology annotation, biological process: regulation of transcription by RNA polymerase II.